This is a messenger RNA of Oncorhynchus tshawytscha (Chinook salmon), 6598 nucleotides long. RefSeq names its product synaptic vesicle glycoprotein 2C. Gene Ontology annotation, cellular component: membrane. The record is from RefSeq and is a predicted model, not a curated record. Gene Ontology annotation, molecular function: transmembrane transporter activity. Bases 388 to 2601 code for a protein of 737 amino acids. NCBI's taxonomy places the organism in Eukaryota, Metazoa, Chordata, Actinopteri, Salmoniformes, Salmonidae. Gene Ontology annotation, biological process: chemical synaptic transmission; transmembrane transport. The transcript has 14 exons.
UCUCUGUCUAUCUCCUUUUUCCUGAAGUAGCCUACUGCAGAGAGAGAACUGCAUCGAAAAAACACACCGGAAGACAUGAACUACCUCAGUUCUACAGUGUGAUAGCAGCAAAUUCAGAUUCGUAAGACACAAGCAACUCGCCUGGUGCAAUGGCUAACAAUCAGGGCCAUCCACUUUUCCUCUCUCAAACAAAGCCGGACCAAUGAACACCACAGCCAGUGAGGGUAUCUUCCUGUGUUGACUGCAGAGUCCAGGGUUUUCCCCUGUUGCAUCUCCAGAUCCACCACUCUGCUCUGCUCCCAAACCCCUCCACCAGCUUACAUUCAUCUCCCUCCUACCCUUCCUACCCCUCUGUACUUCCACCCCUGAACCUCCAUCAGAGUAAAAAUGGACGACAGCUACGAUAACAGGACUUCCUUAGUGAAGGGGGCCAAGGACAUUGCCAAGGAGGCCAAGCGGCACGCCAUGAAAAAGGCCAACAAGGUCGUGGACAGCGCCACAGACGAGUACUCCCAGCGAAAAUACAGCCGGUUUGAGGACGAGGUAGAUGAGGGGGACGACCUUUACCAUAAUCCCCUGAGGCAGGACGGAGGCUACAAUGACAAUGACCAGGCCAGUGAUGCCAGCGAUGCCACAGAGGGCCAUGAUGACGAAGAUGAGAUUUACGAGGGGGAGUACCAGGGGAUCCCAGCGGCUGGAGACAGGAAGGCCAGGGAGGGGCAGGUGGCUCUGGGGCAGCCCGUCACAGACAGCCUCAGAGAACGUAAGGAGCUGGAGAAGGAGAGGCAGGCGGACGAGGAAGAACUGGCCCAGCAGUAUGAGCUGAUCAUCCAGGAGUGUGGCCAUGGCAGGUUCCAGUGGCAGCUGUUCCUGGUGCUGGGCCUGGCCCUCAUGUCGGAUGGGGUGGAGGUGUUCGUGGUGGGGUUCGUUCUGCCCAGCGCCGAGACGGACAUGUGUGCUCUGGGUGGCUCCAACUCCAGAUCUGGAUGGCUAGGCAGUAUUGUGUACCUGGGGAUGAUGGUGGGGGCAUUUUUCUGGGGGGGCAUGUCAGACAAGGUGGGCCGCAGACAGUGUCUGCUCAUCUGCAUGUGUGUGAACGGCUUCUUCGCCUUCCUGUCCUCCUUCGUUCAGGGCUACGGCAUGUUCCUGCUCUGCCGUGUGAUCGCAGGCUUUGGAACAGGGGGGGUUGUGCCUAUAGUCUUCUCCUUUUUUGCGGAGGUGCUGUCCAGAGAGAAGAGAGGGGAGCACCUGAGCUGGCUGUGCAUGUUCUGGAUGAUUGGAGAGAUCUAUGCUUCAGCCAUGGCCUGGGCCAUUAUACCACACUACGGCUGGAGUUUCAGUAUGGGUUCGGCCUACCAGUUCCAUAGUUGGAGGGUGUUUGUGGUGGUCUGCGCCCUGCCCUGCGUCUGUGCUGUGGUGGCUCUCACCUUUAUGCCUGAGAGCCCCAGGUUUUACCUGGAGGUGGGGAAGCAUGACGAGGCUUGGAUGAUCCUCAAACAGAUCCAUGACACCAACAUGCGAGCGCGUGGGCAGCCGGAGAAAGUCUUCACCGUGAACAGAAUCAAGAUCCCCAAGCAUCUGGAUGAGCUGGUGGAGAUGAAGUCAGAGUCGGGGAACGCAGUCUCCAAGGCCCUCUUCAGGUCAAAGACAGAGCUACGUGGGAUCUUGGUUAACUUUAUGAAGUGUUUUGACUACCCUCUGAAAGAAAACACUAUCAAGCUGGCUAUUGUGUGGUUUACACUGUCAUUUGGGUACUACGGCCUGUCUGUGUGGUUCCCUGACGUCAUCAAGCACCUUCAGGCAGACGACUACGCCUCCAAGGUGAAGAUCCACAGCAACGAACGCAUCGAGGACUUCACCUUCAACUUCACCCUGGAGAACCAGAUCCACACCAACGGGGUCUUCAUCAGCGACAGAUUUCUUAAUAUGAAGUUGAAGUCCGUCACCUUCAUUGACUCCACCUUCCGUAACUGCUACUUUGACGACGUGACGUCGGUGGGAUCCUACUUCCGGAACUGUACCUUCCUCGAGGCGUUCUUCUACAACACUGACAUCGAUGAAUCAAAACUGAUAGACGGCACAGAGGUGAUCAACAGCUCGUUCCACCACAACAAGACGGGCUGUCAGAUGACGUUUGACGACGACUACAGCGCCUACUGGGUCUACUUUAUCAACUUCCUGGGAACUCUAGCUGUUCUACCCGGCAACAUUGUUUCUGCACUGCUCAUGGAUAAGAUUGGACGCCUUUCGAUGUUAGGUGGCUCCAUGGUUCUGUCAGGGAUCAGUUGUUUCUUCCUGUGGUUCGGCACCAGUGAGUCGAUGAUGAUCUUCAUGCUGUGCCUUUACAACGGCUUGAGCAUAUCAGCCUGGAACUCACUGGACGUGGUCACCACAGAGUCCUUCCCUACAGACAGGAGGGGGACAGGUUUUGGGUUCUGUAAUGCUCUGUGUAAGUUAGCUGCCGUGUUGGGGAACGUGAUCUUUGGUUCGCUGGUUGGCAUCACCAAGGCCAUCCCCAUCCUCCUGGCCUCAUCUGUGCUGGUGUGUGGAGGUCUGGUGGGGCUCCGGCUGCCUGAUACUCGGGCCAACGUCCUCAUGUAGCCCCAGGAAGGACCACCUCACCUGGGGAAGACCUGGGCCAAACCUGGGGACGGCAUGGGAAGCAAGGCGCAGAAUGGUGCAAAGGGUUUAGUUCAAAUGUUUCCUUAUGGAUUUUGACAUUUGAUUUCUUUAUUGCCCCUUCUGGUCACAGGGAGUUCAAUUGCAUAACCCCCCCCCCAUCCCAUAUCUCUUUAAAACAGUAUACUUUUACUUUAUCAAUGUAUUUAUGUACAGGACCCAAGUACCAGACCUUCUGGAUACAUCCCUGGGGUCGAGAGAGAACUCCUAUUUCUUAGUGAAUGUAUUGUUUGGGAAUGUCACAACACCCCUCUAAGAUUAAAUCAAUAUUUUAUCAUGACAUAAUCAUAACAGUUAGUGGAUGUUUUAGUUAAGCCUGUGGCUCAUUGGCUAACUAUAUGACUUAUUGCCUGUGGAUUAUGUCCAUCCAUACCAUCAUAGUAUUAGCUGUGAAGGAAACUCUGUGGGUCCUGUAGUCUGUUCUAUAGUUGGUUGAUGUGAAGUCUAGAUCAGUGGUGUAUGUGUGAGGAAAUAUCACUGUCAAUGGCUGUCGGAUAUGAGUUGGCUGGUGGAAUCAGUACUGGGUUAGUGCUAUGAGAGUUGUGUAGAUAUCAGUAGUGCCUGUUGCGUUGAACUGUAUGAGUACAGUUUGUCUGGAGCCAUUGCAGCGACAGAGUUAGUGAGGGCUGUAAAUAUCAAUGUGUUUUUAUUAGGCCAAAACAGAUGGAGGAGAGAGGGAAAAACAAGCUGUAAUGAGCACAGCCAGCCUGCUGUGGGAGAGAAGGGGGAAUAGAUGAUCAGAAAGACUGGAGAGAUCACACAGCUGCAACACAGGUGGCCUGGACAGAGAGACAGCCAGACUGGCAGGGAGGCAGAGCCAGAGCGAGAACAAGGGUAUUUCUGGGCUACCGUGAAGAGUAUAGAUGGAUCUUUGUCAGGCUUGAUGUGUUCUCCUGUCUUUUCACAUGAUGUUUCUACUGUAUGUACCCUGCACUUGUUAUGUCUGCUGGAUAUGCGCACAUACCAUGAAGAGUCAUGGUGAUGGACAGGAUUUAACCCGCAGGAGCUGGUUUGAAGCAAAGCUUCUCACAGAUAACAUCAGAAACUAUAAUAACAUGUUAGUUUAUUAGUUUACACUGACAGAUGCAUAACAAGGUUUUUAUCAGUGUUCUACCCCAGACUACCACAUUCACAUAUAGACACUCAGAUCUUCAAGCCCUUUGCACCAGUUCUCUACCCAAGAAUAAAAAGGCCAUAUUUAAUAUCUUUAAUUGUUAUUAUUUGAAGUGUACAUACUAAAUCUUGCAAUAUGUCUUAAGAUAUUUACAUUAUUUGCAGGUAUGUAUCUGCAGCUGUUCUAAACUUUUUGUUGGGGAAAAUGUAAGAAUACCUUUUUUUUUCUCUGUAUAAAAUAUUGUUCUCUCCUCCUAUAUGUUGUAUUGUAUGCAGGCUCGCAGAAAGGGCUUUGUUUAUGUUCAGUAAUAUUGUUCUCUCCUCCUAUAUGUUGUAUUGUAUGCAGGCUCGCAGAAAGGGCUUUGUUUAUGUUCAGUAAUAUUGUUCUCUCCUCCUAUAUGUUGUAUUGUAUGCAGGCUCGCAGAAAGGGCUUUGUUUAUGUUCAGUAAUAUUGUUCUCUCCUCCUAUAUGUUGUAUUGUAUGCAGGCUCGCAGAAAGGGCUUUGUUUAUGUUCAGUAAUAUUGUUCUCUCCUCCUAUAUGUUGUAUUGUAUGCAGGCUCGCAGAAAGGGCUUUGUUUAUGUUCAGCCUUUUGAUUUGGCGUUUCUGUUUAACGUUGCUUGUGGCAUUGAAUUUAUAUAGACAUGUCAUGCUGCUUCCUAUUCAAGAUACUGAAGGGCCUUUUUUGUGCCUCUCCUUCAGUGGAGUGUUCUCCGCAUAGACAACAGAAGGGUACAGGAGGUAAACAGGAAGUGAACUGUGUGUGUGGUGUGUGAUGUCCCUUCUCACAACAGUCAGCAGUUUCAAGUGCAUCAUUACAUUGGUGUGACCGUGACAGAUAAGGUACAACAUCCAUCCUAUCCGUUUCAUCGGUUUAAAAAAAGAUGCCCCCCCCACACUUUUGAGAUGAAGUUGGAAGAUGAUCUCAUUUAAACUGAAUUGGGGAGAAACUGAGAGCAAUACGCUAUUUAUUAACUACUUGCAUAAGAGUGAGUGUAACUGCUUGCAUAUUUUAAGCAAUUUUUAAAGUUGUACAACUUUUUGAGUAAACAAUUUCAGUGCUUCUUAUAAAUUUAAAAAAUGAAACACCAUACUGACAAUUUGGAUGACAUUUUAGAAUCAGUAACAAAAUCUUUUAGCCAUAUAUACACACUGUGUGUACACAAUGAACAGGAUUCAAUACAAAGUUAAUUAACAAAUCUUACACUUUAUAAUGUAAUUUCAUUAGUGCUAAUGUUCCCCUGUCUAAAAUGUCAACCAAAUUUCGCAAAUGCAUCUGAUGUUUACAAGCAAUCCUGUAGAAAUAUGUUGUUAUUACUGUAAACAGUAUAAUCUCCAGGUCUACAUACUGUAGCUAUAUAGUGUUUCACAUCUAAUUCACAAGUCUACAUCUCUACAUGGCUCUGUAGUGUUUUCACAUCUAAUUCACAGGUCUACAUCUCUACAUGGCUCUGUAGUGUUUUCACAUCUAAUUCACAGGUCUACAUCUCUACAUGGCUCUGUAGUGUUUUCACAUCUAAUUCACAAGUCUACAUCUCUAUAUGGCUCUGUAGUGUUUUCACAUCUGAUUCACAAGUCUACAUGGCUCUGUAGUGUUUUCACAUCUAAUUCACAGGUCUACAUCUCUACAUGGCUCUGUAGUGUUUUCACAUCUAAUUCACAGGUCUACAUCUCUACAUGGCUCUGUAGUGUUUUCACAUCUAAUUCACAAGUCUACAUCUCUACAUGGCUCUGUAGUGUUUUCACAUCUAAUUCACAGGUCUACAUCUCUACAUGGCUCUGUAGUGUUUUCACAUCUAAUUCACAAGUCUACAUCUCUAUAUGGCUCUGUAGUGUUUUCACAUCUGAUUCACAAGUCUACAUGGCUCUGUAGUGUUUUCACAUCUAAUUCACAGGUCUACAUGGCUCUGUAGUGUUUUCACAUCUAAUUCACAAGUCUACAUCUCUACAUGGCUCUGUAGUGUUUUCACAUCUAAUUCACAGGUCUACAUCUCUACAUGGCUCUGUAGUGUUUUCACAUCUAAUUCACAAGUCUACAUCUCUACAUGGCUCUGUAGUGUUUUCACAUCUAAUUCACAGGUCUACAUCUCUACAUGGCUCUGUAGUGUUUUCACAUCUAAUUCACAGGUCUACAUCUCUACAUGGCUCUGUAGUGUUUUCACAUUUAAUUCACAGGUCUACAUCUCUACAUGGCUCUGUAGUGUUUUCACAUCUAAUUCACAGGUCUACAUCUCUACAUGGCUCUGUAGUGUUUUCACAUCUAAUUCACAAGUCUACAUCUCUACAUGGCUCUGUAGUGUUUUCACAUCUAAUUCACAGGUCUACAUCUCUACAUGGCUCUGUAGUGUUUUCACAUCUAAUUCACAGGUCUACAUCUCUACAUGGCUCUGUAGUGUUUUCACAUUUAAUUCACAGGUCUACAUCUCUACAUGGCUCUGUAGUGUUUUCACAUCUAAUUCACAGGUCUACAUCUCUACAUGGCUCUGUAGUGUUUUCACAUCUAAUUCACAGGUCUACAUCUCUACAUGGCUCUGUAGUGUUUUCACAUCUAAUUUACAAGUCUACAUCUCUAUAUGGCUCUGUAGUGUUUUCUGUGGCUUACUGCCGGUGUAGCACGCCUGUUUGUGUGUGUGUUGUUUCUGUGAGUAUAUCGUAGUUUUAGUAGUCCACUGUAUCAAAACUGCUGUCUGCUUGCCCCGUCCUCAUAUCUAAAGAGCAGGGCAGGCUUCUAAUAAUGGGUACAUGUAGGGGUGUGCGCUUGUGUUUGCUUUACAUCGUCUUGGAUACAGUAAAGUCUGUUUUCUGAUG